UUUUUUUUUCUGAAAUGAAUUCAAGUGAAGAAGGUGAUGAUGAUCAUGAUCAAGGAAAAAAACGUUCUUAUGAAUGCACAUUUUGCAAAAGAGGUUUCACAAAUGCUCAAGCUUUAGGUGGCCACAUGAAUAUUCAUAGGAAAGACAGAGCAAAAAGUAACAAAAAACCACAAAUUGGUAACAAAUUCUUCACCAAUGAUGAAACUACUUCUAUGGUUUUUCCUUUUGUUUCAGCAAAUUCUUCUUCUUCUCCUAUGAGGCAAAUGCAACAAUAUUUACCAACAAUAACACCGAAUUAUCAACCAUCAAAUGUGCAUGGUUUUGGAUGCGAUCGAUAUCCAAAAUCUUCUUCGUCUAAUUGGCCUAAUUUAUGUUUUAAUCAUGAGCUUCAGGGUCCUAAUUUGAGUCUUCAAAUUGGUCCAACUCAUCAGCAAAUAAUUAGGAGAGGAAAUCAAGAAGAAAAUGAAGUUGAUUUGGAGCUCAGGCUUGGACAUGAUCCAUGAUGAUUCAUAGUUUCAUAUACUUUAUAUUAUUUCA
Vicia villosa (hairy vetch) is the source of this 537-nucleotide messenger RNA. Its product is annotated as transcriptional regulator SUPERMAN-like. The transcript has a single exon. NCBI's taxonomy places the organism in Eukaryota, Viridiplantae, Streptophyta, Magnoliopsida, Fabales, Fabaceae. The record is from RefSeq and is a predicted model, not a curated record. The coding region runs from base 15 to 503 and encodes 162 amino acids.